UUUGCCCACACAGAUUUGUGGUUGUCAUGGCAACAGCAGAACUGUGCACUGCUGCUGCUGCUGUGUGUUUUGCACCCUGUGUGUACGUGUGUUUUUGUGUGUUUUGCAUGUGUGUUUGUGCGUGGCACGAGCCUCUCCAUACCCCCCCCCCAUACCUCCAUCAGCGCUGCAGCUCAGGCACGGGAGCCUUUGGGUGGGGGCGGGGCUUUUUUCGCUGCAGAGGGAUGCUCUGCAGCCCCAUGCUGGACCAACCACUCUGGAAAUCCCUGCUCACAGCUCUGACUCACUCAGCUCUCCUUGACCCAUCUGAGCCAAGCUGAACCACACAACCUGGGAACAUGUCCUCCAACCUGCCCCCUGGGACAACAGCCGGGGCCGCCGGAGCCAAAAACAAGCCCCUCUCCCCCUUCAGGAAGCGGGGCAGCCUGCAGUACACAGCCAGCACAGUUGAUCUCCGUGGUGCCCGCCACCUCCUCACUUCCCAGCAUUCCUUGCCUGGGAUCCCUGUGGCCUUGAAACAAUCCAUUGACUUGCGUACAUCCAUGGACGGGAAGUACAAGGAGAUUGCAGAAGAGCUGUUCUCCCGCAGCCUGGCAGAGAGUGAGAUGCGCAGCGCCCCCUAUGAAUUUCCAGAGGAUAGCCCCAUCGAACAGCUGGAGGAGAGACGUCAGCGCCUUGAGCGGCAGAUCAGCCAGGAUGUCAAGUUUGAGCCUGACAUCCUCCUGCGAGCCAAACAGGAGUUCAUGAAGACUGACAGUGCCACUGAUCUCGAAUACAUGAAGGAGCAGAGCCAAGCUCCUGACCUGCAGGAGAGAGAGCCGGUCCCAGAGCGAGAGUACCAGAGAGUCACUAUUUCUGGAGAGGAGAAAUGUGGGGUUCCCUUCACAGACCUGUUGGAUGCUGCCAAAUGCGUGGUGAAGGCUCUGUUCAUCAGACAGAAGUACAUGGGUCUGUCGCUGCAGAGCUUCUGCAGGACCACCUCUCGUUACCUGCAGGAGCUGAGUGAGAGACCCCUGGACCUGGAUCUUUACGAGGAGGAGAUCCCAGAGACCACAGGGACUGCAGAUGCCACAGUGCACCCGCCUGUCUCUCAAACGCACCCGUACGAGAACCAGGACCCUGCCAGCAUGCCCCCUGACAUGGGUUACGGCUGCAAGAUGGUGGAUGGUGUCAUGCAUGUGUACACAACAAGGAGCAUUAUGGAGAAGAGCACAGAGCUGGACCUGCCAUAUCCAGACCUGCAGGAGUACAUCGCUGAUAUGAACGUCAUGAUGGCCCUCAUCAUCAACGGCCCAGUAAAGUCCUUCUGCUACCGUCGUCUGCAGUAUCUGAGCUCCAAGUUCCAGAUGCACAUCCUGCUGAAUGAGAUGAAAGAGCUGGCGGCGCAGAAGAAAGUCCCACAUCGAGACUUUUACAAUAUCCGUAAGGUUGACACACAUAUCCACGCCUCGUCCUGUAUGAACCAGAAGCACCUACUGCGUUUUAUCAAAAGGGCCAUGAAGAAGUAUCCUAAGGAGAUUGUUCAUGUGGAAAGAGGCAACGGUCAGACGCUCAUGGAGGUGUUUGAGAGCAUGAACCUGACAGCCUUUGACCUGAGUGUGGACACCCUGGACAUGCACGCAGACCGUAACACUUUCCAUCGAUUUGAUAAGUUCAAUGCCAAAUACAAUCCCAUCGGCGAGUCCAUCCUGAGAGAGAUCUUCAUCAAGACGGACAACCACAUCGAGGGGAAGUACUUUGGUCACAUCAUCAAGGAGGUGAUGGCCGACCUGGAGGAGAGCAAGUACCAGAAUGUGGAGCUCAGGCUGUCGAUCUACGGGCGCUCCAGAGACGAGUGGGACAAACUGGCCAAGUGGGCCGUCAAACAUCAGGUCUACUCCACCAACGUGCGCUGGCUUGUGCAAGUGCCACGACUCUUUGAUGUCUACCACACGAAGAAACAACUGUGCAACUUCCAAGAGAUGCUGGAGAAUAUCUUUAUGCCUCUGUUUGAGGUGACAGUCAACCCCGGCAGCCAUCCAGAGCUGCACCUCUUCCUUCAGCAUGUUGUGGGUUUUGACAGUGUGGAUGAUGAGUCAAAACCAGAGCAACAUAUCUUCAACCUGGAUAGUCCGUUGCCAGUCAACUGGACAGAGGAGGACAACCCGCCCUAUUCCUACUACCUCUACUAUAUGUAUGCAAACAUGACUGUGCUGAAUCACCUGCGCAGGCAGCGGGGGUUUCACACGUUUGUCCUACGUCCUCAUUGCGGGGAGGCGGGGCCAAUCCAUCACCUGGUGUCUGGGUUCAUGCUGUCGGAGAACAUAUCCCACGGGCUGCUGCUCAGGAAGGCUCCCGUGCUGCAGUAUCUGUACUACCUGGCUCAGAUAGGCAUCGCCAUGUCCCCUCUCAGCAAUAACAGCCUGUUCCUCAGCUACCACCGUAACCCUCUGCCAGAGUACCUGUCCAGAGGCCUCAUGGUGUCUCUGUCCACAGACGACCCUCUGCAGUUUCACUUCACCAAGGAGCCCUUGAUGGAGGAGUACAGCAUUGCUGCGCAAGUGUGGAAACUGAGCUCUUGUGACAUGUGUGAGCUGGCCAGAAACAGUGUGCUGAUGAGCGGAUUCUCUAAUAAGGUCAAAAGCUACUGGCUUGGCCCAAACUACAUAAAGGAGGGACAGGAGAGUAAUGACAUCAGACGCACCAACGUUCCCGACAUCCGUGUGGCGUACCGAUACGAGACCAUGUGUGAGGAGUUAAAUCUAAUCACGCAGGCCAUCCGCACGGACGAGCUGGAGACCAUCGAGGAGGAGGGCAGUCUGUGUAUGGCAGCUGUGCAGGCAGAGAAGUGAACAUGCAGCACAACACAAACAAAAUUCUCACAACAUUCCCUGUUUUCACAUCAGGAUUUUGUACAGAUCAUAUCACACCUGUGAAAAGAGAAAAGCUUCGUCAUAAGACUGUGAAAGUCGCUACCGUGGCAAUAUGAGAGAGGACCUACAAUCUGUGUACCCAAGGUGUUUACUUCUUUUAGUUCCUUUGAGUCAUUCUUCGUUUCGUGGUGUCGUGGUGACCUCACAAUGUCUCUUGAUCUAUUUAUUUUUAAAUGAUUAUAUUUUCAUGGUAUGCAAACACAUUUUGUCAGAGUUUCUGUACAAAGUCGACAUUUCCUUUAAUAAGCCCUGAAGAAUAUUAACAUUAUUCUUCCCAUUAAUAAAACUUCUACACUGGAUCCAACACUGACCAAUAAUAAUAAUAAUAAUAAUAAGAAGACAAUUGGGAAAACAUUUUCAAAGUAAAAAGGCUCUUGACUACAUGCAGGGCUGUAGCUAACACUGAGAACACUGAGGUCAUGUUUGUGCUAUCUUUACGGGCAAACUGGAGGUUUUAGUUUUAGUUUACAUUCUACAACUAAUCACAUGGUGACUCUUGUACGCUGAUUCCAGUAUUUAUAAUCUUCACAUAUUCUAAAAUAAAAUGGUUACACACACAAACUGGUUCUUACAUAGAGAUUAGUUUCCCCUAAACAUUUACAUAGACUUUCACGUCUAACUUUUGUCUCACUAACUGAGCUAACUGGGAAAGCUAACGUCAGCUUGCUAAUAUUCCACUCAUUCUGAACUAUAUGACUUCUGCACACACCUUUAAAGGACAGGCAGUUAUAGAUUGUUUAAAAUAUUGUUGGAACAGUCAAGUACAGAUGUUUCCUAGAAACUGAUUUACACACUGCUUAGUUAGCUGUGACAUUUCGUAAGUUUUACUUGUGCAGCCUGACUUACUGAAUCACAAGUCUGAAACUAUCCAGAAGUUACUAUGAAUACAGGAACAACUAAGUAAUGGAUUGACAAACCCCCUCUGAGACUUAUUUUGGGUAUUGCUGGGAGUGGUGGGUGAGGCGGACUUCGACUGGUGACCUCAGUAUUUCUACAGUCCUGGCUACAUCCCUGACUACUUAACACAUCAUGAACUUUUGCAGCAAAAUCUGUUUCACAUGUCAUGCAGAAACCUUUAAAGAAUAUUCAUUGUCAAAUUAGGCUAGUGUUUCUAGUCAAAUUAGAAACACUACCUGAUUUUGUGUUUGGUACGGUUGGCAGUUUCUACUGUAAUCAUCCACAGGACAAUACCUCAUGCUGUAUAACUGGCAGACAGCGCCACAUCCUCAGUACUCCCACAGCUGCUCCUUGUGAUAUUCUUGUUGUUGGUUUUUUUUUGUUUUUUUACAGUCUUUACAUUGAUUCAGUAGAGUUGCAUGAAAGCACGUCAAUAUUUGUUUCUGGUGUGCAGUAAUGAUACUCCUUUGUAGCAUUACGUUAUUAUACUAACUCUUAUUUUGUGACAUUGUUUCUACAGAACUGUAACUCUGAUCUGAUACCAUCUGUUCUUUACACACAAGUAUUUAAAGUAUAAGCAUUUUUGAAUCAUAGUCCAGUGAAUGAUGCAUGAUGAUCCGUUCCGUUCCAAGGUCAACCAGUGCCAAAUCCAUGAAUAAUCUAUUUUUUAGAGAACUGAAAGUGGACUAACUUGACAAACCGGUUACAAUCUCCUGCCUUCAGUUUGGGUCCUGAUGUUCUAGUAGGGCUAUUUGUUGCUACUACAUGCCCCCCCCCCCCCCCCCCCCCCCCCCCCGAGAAUUAUAUGUGAUGUUUGUGAAAUAUUAUUUAAUAACAUGUGUGUCUAUGAAGAAUAAAUGUUGUUCACGUUGAAGUGCUUGCCUCCCUUCAGU
Molecule: messenger RNA, 4702 nt
Organism: Seriola aureovittata
Lineage: Eukaryota; Metazoa; Chordata; Actinopteri; Carangiformes; Carangidae
Gene: ampd2b
Product: adenosine monophosphate deaminase 2b
Exons: 19
Coding region: 339-2831 (830 amino acids)
Biological process (GO): IMP salvage; AMP metabolic process
Cellular component (GO): cytosol
Molecular function (GO): AMP deaminase activity
Source: RefSeq, a predicted model, not a curated record